Messenger RNA from Lachancea fermentati, 3261 nucleotides. The record is from the annotation of a GenBank genome assembly. Lineage: Eukaryota; Fungi; Ascomycota; Saccharomycetes; Saccharomycetales; Saccharomycetaceae.
AUGCCGUAUUACCUUCCGGUACUUUUAAAUCCACUCAUCAAUGCAGUUUUUAACUGUCCGACUCCAGGUACUUCUUCGCUUAAGAAAGUUUUCGUUAAACUUAAGAAUAGACGAUUCAUAUUAGUUGUUCCUCGAACAAACAUUUUACUGGAGUAUGAGGAUCUAGAGACUGGUUCAACAUUACAGGAGCUGUCCUACACUUAUGACUUCGUUGCCUCCCAUAUUAUUUUUCCUGAGAUUGAGGAGGGCUUAUCCGAGAAUGAAUUUAGGACACUAAGUGGUAAAACUGUUCUUAUUCGGCCUCAAAACGGGGCCAUAUUUACCGCAGAUGGGUUUGAUCGCCGAAGAAGGUUUCAUAUUACUGAUUUUGAGCUAUUCCCUAAUUUCAACGAUUACUUGACGGGCGCCAUUCAUUUCCCUCUUCUCUUUGUGGACUUACCUCUGGUAGGAAACGUGGUAAAGCGCGAAGACUGGGAAUCAUUCGCUGUUAAGCAGAUAGAUAAUGUUACAGCUCCAGGCUCAACAAAAGAUCAGCUCUCAAGAGAAAGGACCACUUUCGAGCAGGUACUACGAAUCCAUCCCACAUUAGGUAACUCAUUCAAUGACCUCUUCAAAAACCAGCGGUCUAUCAUUACUUCAUCUUCAAAAGACCUCCAGACGUUGAGCAGACUUUUUGAAAAAUUCUGUGUUGAUGCAUGUGAACUCUUGAGCUCCGAAAGUCAAUUUGACCACUUUACCAACAAGUUUAAACUCGUGCACGAAUACGUUGAGGUGAAUCUUUACGACGACUUUUGGAGUCAACUCACAAUGUUAAACCAGGGAAAAGAAAUUGAAUCAAUAUGCGAUUACCAGAUAUUAAAGUAUAUUUCAAUCAGCCAAGUUUCGACGUUCUUAUAUCCGCAUGACAGGCAAAAGUUUGAUCUUCAUUACGUCACCUCGGCUGAGAAGAACAUAGAGGCUGCGACUGGUUGUUUUAAAAAGUUGGCCACUAGCAGCACUCAUUCAGAAAAAUCAGAAAUUAUAAUAGAGACGCUUCAAACGCUGACAAAAACGAUCCAUGGUCGCAAGGGAGAUAUAGCAAUAGAUGCUGACACGUUAAUGAGUAUGAUGAUUUUAGUCGUGUGUCGUUCACAAUUGAAGAAUUUGAAAAGUCACUUGGCUUAUCUUCAAAAAUUCUCUGAGAAUCAAACAGCUGUAACAUUUGGAAUUUUGGCCUAUGGCUUAUCUACCCUAGAAGCUGUCCUAUAUUAUUUCGAUGACCAAUCGAAGUUGAAAAGUUUGGAGAAGCAUUGUCUUGAAAACAAAGUAUUUUGGGAAAAGAUAUCUUUGAAAUCAAGUGACCUUAAUAAUCUAACUCAUUCGACUACGUAUAUGAACCUUCUCGGAAUACGAACUGCUGAUGGCCGUUCUUCUUUGUCGAUUUGCAUUCAAAGGAAUAACAUAGAUAUGUUCCGCAACCUUCUAUUAAAGUGCGAAUCAGAAUUUCCAUUAGAGGAUCUUCUCAAUGAUGAAACAACUGACAGGAAUACACUCUUGAUGGAAUUAUUACAGGCUGGAGAAGAACAAGUUGCCGAAAUUUUUGUUGAAAUUCUCCUCAGUAGUUGUACAAACCAUGAGGUUUUAUCAUACCUCAAUAGGACAAACAAAGUGGGUAGAUCGGCUGCACAUUACUUGAUGCACGCUCAUAAACUUCUCUAUAAAGUUGGACACCUCUUUAAUUGGGACCUGAAAGAUAUCAAUGGACAUACUCCUCUAUUCGCAAUAUUUCGAUCAUAUGACCAGACCGACUAUGACAAAAUGGUUUCUUGGGCAUAUUGGGCGGCUACCCAAUGGUAUGAAUCACGAGGAUCACACCUACAGUUGAGGAAACAUAUGGAUAGCAAAGGAAAUACUCUAUUGCAUAUCAUUAAGUCAAAUCUUGACAUUCUGCUGACCAAUGAUUCAAUAAAUGUGAACGCUGUCAACAGAAAGGGCUUAACUCCACUAAUGAUGUAUGCGCGUUACAAUAGAUUGCGAAACAUACAAUCUUUAGUUAAAGACAAACGCUUAAUUAUAGAUAAGUUACAAAAGCCUCUUUUCCUGACCUGUUUUGACUAUGUCAAAAAUCCCAUAGUCUUGGAAGAACUUGGUCGAGAAAUGUGUGAUGCUUCUACGUUUACAACCGUCAGUGCACAUAGUAUAAAGUUUGAAUGUGAUGAUUGGUUCCUUUGGAUGACAGCCAAGUCCCCAACGCACGAUCCGCGGCAUAAAACACUCAAGCAUAGUUUAAAAGCGCUCCAAUCUUUCUUGAUGCUUUUCUUGAAAACAAAUCCAAUGACAUUUUUGCCCGUGGAACUGAUUAUCAAUGAGCUCAAAUCCUUGUCGAAGUUUCGCAUAAUGAACAUUAGUAGAUUGGAGACAAACCACUUUCUGCAUAACAUAACUUUCUUUCUGAGCACAAUUAAUGAAGAUCCCCAAUUCAAGGAUGUUAUAGCUCUGCCAGAGCCUGAGUUUCUAGAGUGGAUUAAAAGAGGAUUGAAAAAGGAAGGUGGACAGUUAAACGAAAGAAUCGAGCCCGAGGAGAUUCAUAGCGUUCAAAGCUUUUUGCGCUUCAAUUUAUCAGAAUUGAAUACCAUCAAGACAAGUGUGGUAAUCUUGGGGAAGCUAGCUGCUUUUCGAAGUCUAAAAAGUGCUGAUGUUAAUGAAUCAUAUCGCAUGCUUCUCAAGAAAGGUACUUCGUGUUAUUCUAGGGACAUAUCAGAGUCUUUCAGAGUUCCACAGAACUUAAAGUUUGUUGUGGAGAGCUAUCCAUUUGAGUCACUUGCCCGUCACUUGCAAUUUUUUGAGCAGUGCACGACUAACCUCAUAGAAAAAAUCCAUUCCAUUGUUGAAAUAAAGAUUCCAAAAUGGUGGCAGCUCUAUGGAGAACUUAUCGAUCUUCGCAAUGAGUACAAAAAGAACUUUCCACAUUCUGUGAAACCGCAUGCGAACAACGGUGGAAUUUUCGGAUCUUACAUUGAAACGAAACGAUUCAAGUUAGAAGAAACCUUGACUGCCAAAACAAAAGCAUGUGUGAAGAGGCUGGCCCUCAUUAAUAAUAGUAUUAAAGAAGAUAAUGAGAUGAUUGCUGUCGAGGUUAGCAAAUAUCUUUCUUUCAAGGCUAGAUUUUGGAAAAGUGGGAUAAUCAAUGAUUUCAGCGCUAGGACCAUAAAAGUCAUCAAUGAGCAGCUCGAAUGCAUGAAAGAAGCUGUGUCAUUCUACCACGAUCAAACUCGUCAGUAG